Phytophthora nicotianae INRA-310 is the source of this 225-nucleotide messenger RNA. RefSeq lists its product as hypothetical. The coding region runs from base 1 to 225 and encodes 74 amino acids. The transcript has 3 exons. The record is from RefSeq and is a predicted model, not a curated record. Lineage: Eukaryota; Oomycota; Peronosporomycetes; Peronosporales; Peronosporaceae.
AUGAAGCGUGAGGUGAGCCAAUCCGAGCUUGAAACUCGCCUCAACGACCUCGAUAUCGGUCACGUGAUAUCGUCUCUAGAGCAACUCAGCCUUUAUUACUUUACUGAUGUCCAGGGAGACCUGGCUUCGAACGAAGAAGGGUAUGGACGCAAUCUGGAUGGAUGCCGCAGUCUGCUGGAUGACUUCAACAACGCUCGAACGUCACAGCAGAACGACGGGAGCUAA